AGUGUAUGUAAAAUAUAACCAAUGACCUAAUGACAUUAUCAUCUGAUAUUGAAAUGAUGUAAUAUCGUAUACUAAUAAUUUACCAUAUUGUUGCAAUAUAAAGAUUGAGACAUUCUGGUGUAUUCUACUUCUCUAUAAACAUGUGGAAAUAAUGAAAACAGAUAUAUUUGUGUGCAUAUAGAAUGGAUCUUUUAGAACAGAAGAACGAGCGAAUAUGUCAAUGCUCACAGAAAUUAAAGACAAAUGUGAUGCCUGUGUCUCAGCCAGUGCGUGCCAAGAGUUUGUUACGCGCAAACUUGGAAAAUUCUCGCGGGCGACUUUUGCAGAGCAGAAUGCCAAACAUUAAAGUCUUUAGUGGCACAUCGCAUCCAGAUUUAGCUCAACGCAUUGUUGAUAGACUUGGUAUUGACAUUGGAAAAGUUGUCACGAAGAAAUUUAGUAACCUCGAAACAUGGUAAAUAGGAGAAUCUGUUCGUGGAGAAGAUGUGUACAUAGUACAAAGUGGAAGCGGAGAAGUAAAUGACAACUUGAUGGAACUGUUAAUUAUGAUCAAUGCUUGUAAAAUUGCUUCUGCAUCUCGAGUAACUGCUGUAAUUCCGUGUUUCCCAUAUGCGAGACAAGAUAAAAA
This is a messenger RNA of Apis dorsata (giant honeybee), 628 nucleotides long. RefSeq names its product ribose-phosphate pyrophosphokinase 2, chloroplastic-like. Bases 183 to 458 code for a protein of 91 amino acids. The record is from RefSeq and is a predicted model, not a curated record. The transcript is spliced from 3 exons. NCBI's taxonomy places the organism in Eukaryota, Metazoa, Arthropoda, Insecta, Hymenoptera, Apidae.